Molecule: messenger RNA, 877 nt
Organism: Manacus vitellinus (golden-collared manakin)
Lineage: Eukaryota; Metazoa; Chordata; Aves; Passeriformes; Pipridae
Gene: NT5C
Product: 5', 3'-nucleotidase, cytosolic
Exons: 5
Coding region: 49-651 (200 amino acids)
Biological process (GO): pyrimidine deoxyribonucleotide catabolic process
Molecular function (GO): 5'-nucleotidase activity
Source: RefSeq, a predicted model, not a curated record
GCCGCCCGCAUCGCCCGCGUGUGCCGGGAACCGGGACCUGGGAUCGGGAUGGGCGGCGCGGCCGGGCCGCUGCGGGUGCUGGUGGACAUGGACGGAGUCCUGGCCGACUUCGAGGGCGCGGUGCUGCGGGAAUUCCGCGCCCGCUUCCCGGCGGAGCCGCGCGUGGAGCUGGCGGAGCGCAGGGGCUUCUCGGUGCGGGAGCAGUACCGCAGCCUGCGGGAGGACCUGGAGGCCAAGGUAGCCAGUGUCUAUGAGUCGCCUGGCUUCUUCCUGAGGUUGGAUCCAAUUCCAGGAGCCCUUGAAGCUAUGAAGGAGAUGAUCCACAUGCAGGACACCCAGGUGUUCAUUUGCACGAGUCCUCUCCGGAAAUACGAGCACUGCAUCGUGGAAAAGUAUAAGUGGGUAGAGAAACAUUUGGGGCCCGAGUUUGUGGAGAGGAUUAUUCUGACCCGAGAUAAGACCGUCGUAGCUGCUGACCUGCUGUUUGACGACAAGGACACCAUCCAAGGUGCAGAACUGAACCCGAGCUGGGAGCACAUCCUGUUCACCUGCUGCCACAACAGGCACGUCCAGCUGCCGGCCCCGCGCCGGCGCCUGCUCUCCUGGGCGGACAAUUGGAAGGCCAUCCUGGAAAGCAAGCGCAGGCAGUAGUGCAGGAAGGGGAUGCUGUGCCCUUCCCAGUGCCAGGGAAACCCCUUCCCAGGAGCCGGUGAGCACCGUCACCUCGGGGUCAGUUAUAAUAACGAAUGAGCUGCCACUGUCAGACUUGGUACAGAGCUGACUCUCUCCACGUUUCUGGAAGAUUCCUCUGCACUCAGUUAACCUCUGUAGCAUUUUGGAUGUUUGCUGUUUGGAGAAGAGAAACUGUAAAACACAA